This is a messenger RNA of Orbicella faveolata, 1646 nucleotides long. RefSeq lists its product as uncharacterized. NCBI's taxonomy places the organism in Eukaryota, Metazoa, Cnidaria, Anthozoa, Scleractinia, Merulinidae. The record is from RefSeq and is a predicted model, not a curated record.
GUUGGAAAAUUUUCCCGCGGACGUCCUUAACCUCUACAACUAAAUAAUCAGUUAAUUAGGAUAAAUUGUUCAUUCCAAAUAGCUACUUGCUCAAGGAAAAAGUCUCACUUGGAGCCAUGUUUCACUAAUGAAGGAAAGAAAAGAGAAGAUACUCUUAACUAGCCUGAUUUUCGUUUAUUUACUGAAUAGAUUUUUUUGCAGGUAUCUUUCACUGCUUCUCUCUUGACACGCUCAAUCAUUCACUCGUCUUUUUGUUCGCUCAUACUUUUCUAUAUCUAUGCAGAUCGUCCCUUUAUCUUUUCAGUUGGCAGCUUUUUUCCUUAGUACUGAAUUAAGAAUUAUAAACCUAAGCCAUGUGUUUAUUAAUUCAAUUAAGUCAACAUAGAUCGUUUCCAUAAUGACUCAUUAUUUACUGUCAGUGUAAUGCCAUUUCAGGUUUGGCGCGCGCUCCGCCUAAUCGUGGACACAGGUUUACAUCACAAAGGUUUCUCUCGCACUGACGCGCUCGGUUACUUUGCUGAUUACGCCUGGGACACGAGCGACACCGCACUGAAAGAAGUCACCAGAUAUCAGAGCGGCCCAGGACAGGCUACUGCCUACAUGAUUGGUCAGCUUAAAAUCAUUGAACUCAGAGAAUACGCCACAAAAGAACUUGGUGACGAUUUCGACCUGAAGGACUUUCACUUUUAUCUUUUGGCGCAAGGCUCCGCUCCGCUAAGUUAUCUGGAGGAGAGUGUCCACGAAUACGUUCGAUGUACCAAAGACAAGGAACAAGAAGGAUGCGAAGAUGUGUUGAACCCUGUAGCCCCUGAGGAAGAACGAGUCAGUGAGUUUGUAGGAGUGAUUGGCGAGGAAAGCUACCAGCCAGUGGAGAAACCUCCAAGAGAAGAUUAUAUUUAAGCGACACUUAGAGCUGCAUAGUAAUAUACUAUCACUUCUAUUUUAGUUUUAAAUUUAUCAACGUAGGACUUAAAAGCGAUAAUCAAUAUUCAGUUUACUUUCUUUGGCUCUUAGUUGCGCGGGAAAAAACUGCUACCUGUUUAUAGCUGUUGUUUUAGACGCCUUUCAACUAACACGGGCAUUAGAUCAACGCUAAUCCGCGUUAUAAAUUUACCCUUCACUGAGUUCUUCACUGCUUUCAAAUUUACCUCUACUCCUAAUUUUUUUAGCCACUCUACUCCGCGACUAAUGGAGUCAACUAGUAAGUAGUGCUCGCUAAAUUGUUACUAAAGCUAUUACUGAAUUGCAUGCCAUAUCCCUUAUUGGUUAUGCGGUGUUAAAUUCACACAUGAAGUUUUCUACAGAGCCUGAUAUCAUUAGAAAACGUCCUGUAACUUCGCUACUAAAGCUAGUAAGGACUAACUACAAGAGCAUUUACUGAAAGAACCAACACAGAACUUAAACGAUUGAAUUUCAUCCUGAAACGCCACUAUUUUUAGCCCUCAAGGCUGGUAUCUUUAAGUGUCGUAAUCGAAGAAGCGAUAAAAAGAGGCCAUCUGACAAGUGGUUUUUUUUUAUUAUUAUUUAAAGUAACACGUCUUAACAAAUUGCACGUAUCACAAAUUACAAAAAUUACAAUAACAAAGUACUCUGGUAUGGCUACUCCGAUACUACAAUGUACAUUACUUAUUUACAUCAGGUGUUAG